Molecule: messenger RNA, 1119 nt
Organism: Penicillium paradoxum
Lineage: Eukaryota; Fungi; Ascomycota; Eurotiomycetes; Eurotiales; Aspergillaceae
Product: peptidylprolyl isomerase
Exons: 5
Coding region: 1-1119 (372 amino acids)
Biological process (GO): protein peptidyl-prolyl isomerization; protein folding
Cellular component (GO): intracellular membrane-bounded organelle
Molecular function (GO): protein binding; peptidyl-prolyl cis-trans isomerase activity
Source: RefSeq, a predicted model, not a curated record
AUGGCGACAGCUCAGCGCUCCCGUGUCUUCUUUGACAUUCAAAUCGGUGACAGCAAGCCUAACCGUGUUGCAUUCGAGCUGUUCAACGAUGUUGUCCCCAAGACCGCUGAUAACUUCCGUGCUCUCUGUACCGGCGAGAAGGGCAUUGGCAGCCAGGGCAAGGAAUUGACCUACAAGGGCUCAAUUUUCCACCGUGUGAUUAAGCAAUUCAUGAUCCAGGGUGGUGAUUUCACUGCGUUCAACGGCACUGGCGGCGAGUCCAUCUACGGCGAAAAGUUCCCCGACGAGAACUUUGAUCUCAAGCAUGACCGUCCCUUCCUGCUCUCCAUGGCCAACUCCGGUCCCGGUACCAACGGCAGUCAGUUCUUCGUCACCACUGUCCCUACUCCUCACCUCGAUGGCAAGCACGUCGUUUUCGGCGAGGUGAUCAACGGCAAGAGCGUGGUUCGCAAGAUCGAGAACCUGAAGACCCAGUCCGACAAGCCCAUGAAGAACGUCACCAUUGUGGACUGCGGUGAGCUCUCCGGAGAGGACUACAAGAACGCUGCUACCCGCCAGCAGGAUGCCACUGGCGAUCCAUACGAGGACUUCACCGAGGACCACCAGGGUGAGGAGCUCACCGCGCCUCUGUGCUUCAAGAUCGCUUCCGAUCUGAAGGGCUUCGGUAACACUGCUUUCAAGAAGGGCGAUCUCGAACUCGGUCUUGAGAAGUACCAGAAGGGUCUGCGCUACUUGAACGAGUUCCCCGAACCCGAUGAGAAUGACCCCAAGGAGCUGGGCGAGCAGAUGAAGGCCCUCCGAUUCACCCUGCACUCCAACUCUUCCUUGCUCGGCAACAAGCUCCAGAAGUUCCGCCAGGCUCAGAACUGGGCCACAUAUGCGCUCCAGGUCGCCGAUGCCGCCAAGGCCAAGGACGCCGACAAGGCCAAGGUCUACUACCGCCGUGCCGUUGCCCACGAGGGUCUGAAGGAGGAGGAUGCCGCACUCAAGGAUCUGCUGGAGGCCGAGAAGCUGGCUCCUGGCGAUGCCGGUAUCAUCAACGAGAUUGCCAAGGUCAAGAAGACUGUUAAGGACCGCGAGGCCAAGGAUAAGGCCGCUGCUCGAAAGUUCUUCUCUUGA